GCCUUGAAGAAACCUAUGGUAGAAGGGUAGGGGUUGUGGCCUGAUGGGAAGGAAGGGCGGCUCAAAGUUAAUGUUGCCUAUGGUAGGGGCGCAGUGGGUGCACACAAAACAGGAAUUAGUGUUAAAGCAGUGGAAAGUGACAUGGCUGCUUCGUGACCCACCAUGUCUUCCCCUACAAGUUCUCUGGAUACACCUGUGCCUGGGAAUGAUUCUCCUCAGCCUAGUACCUCCGCUUCACCAACCAUCAAGGAGGAGGGCCAGGAGACUGAUGCACCUCCAGGCCCCGAAGGGUCCAGUUCUGCCUACAUCGUAGUCAUCUUAGAGCCAGAGGAUGAGCCGGAGCGCAAGCGGAAGAAGGGUCCCGCCCCGAAGAUGCUGGGCCACGAGCUGUGCCGCGUGUGUGGGGACAAGGCUUCGGGCUUCCACUACAACGUUCUCAGCUGCGAAGGCUGCAAAGGCUUCUUCCGGCGCAGCGUGGUCCAUGGCGGGGCUGGGCGCUAUGCCUGCCGAGGCAGCGGAACCUGCCAGAUGGACGCCUUCAUGCGGCGCAAGUGCCAGCUGUGCCGGCUGCGCAAGUGCAAGGAGGCUGGCAUGCGGGAGCAGUGUGUGCUUUCUGAGGAACAGAUUCGCAAGAAAAAGAUUCAGAAGCAGCAGCAGCAGCAGCCACCCCUGGCUGAGCCCGCAUCAAGUAGCGCGGCCCGGCCGGUAGCCUCCCCUGGCACUUCCGACGCUGGUGGCUCCGGGGACGGCGAGGGCAUCCAGCUGACAGCGGCGCAAGAGCUGAUGAUCCAGCAGCUGGUUGCUGCGCAGCUGCAGUGUAACAAACGCUCCUUCUCCGACCAGCCCAAAGUCACGCCCUGGCCUUUGGGUGCAGACCCUCAGUCCCGAGAUGCCCGUCAGCAGCGCUUUGCCCACUUCACGGAGCUGGCCAUCAUCUCAGUCCAGGAGAUUGUGGACUUUGCCAAGCAGGUGCCAGGCUUCUUGCAGCUGGGCCGGGAGGACCAGAUCGCCCUCCUGAAGGCAUCCACCAUCGAGAUCAUGUUGCUGGAGACGGCCAGACGCUACAACCAUGAGACAGAGUGUAUCACCUUCCUGAAGGACUUCACUUACAGCAAGGAUGACUUCCACCGUGCAGGGUUGCAGGUGGAGUUCAUCAACCCCAUCUUCGAGUUUUCUCGGGCCAUGCGUCGGCUGGGCCUGGAUGACGCUGAGUAUGCCCUGCUCAUUGCCAUCAACAUCUUCUCAGCGGACCGGCCCAAUGUGCAGGAGCCCAGCCGUGUGGAGGCUCUGCAGCAGCCCUACGUGGAGGCUCUCCUCUCGUAUACUCGCAUCAAGCGGCCGCAGGACCAGCUGCGCUUCCCGCGCAUGCUCAUGAAGCUGGUGAGCCUGCGCACCCUCAGCUCUGUGCACUCGGAGCAGGUCUUUGCCUUGCGACUCCAGGACAAGAAGCUGCCUCCUUUGCUGUCCGAGAUCUGGGAUGUGCACGAGUAGGGGCUGUCCGGCGUGCCCCAGAUUGGUGGCAUCUUCUUGCAGAUGGACGCUGCGCCUUUCAUCCUGGGGUGGGAGGACGCUGCGCCUUUCAUCCUGGGGUGGGAGGACACGGUCAUGGCCCAGCCCUAACGGGCUCAGCCUUAAGCCCAGAAGCAGUUGGCACCAGGAGGCCCCUCCUUACCCGCCGAGUCUUCCAGGAGGCGUGGAGGUCACAGGUCCUGGCCUCUGACCUUCCCAGGCUGCCCUCCUACUCAUCUUACACCUCAUCCGACCACGCCAUGCACCUUGAGUGGAAGGAGGUGAGGGCUGGUGUCUUCCCACAGUAGGGAGAUCACAGGCCCCUCCUCCGUCUCUUUUAUUUAAUUAAAAACAAAAACAAGGAAAUAAAGUUGAAUGCAAGCCAA
Mesocricetus auratus (golden hamster) is the source of this 1895-nucleotide messenger RNA. RefSeq names its product nuclear receptor subfamily 1 group H member 2 (gene Nr1h2). The record is from RefSeq and is a predicted model, not a curated record. Gene Ontology annotation, molecular function: zinc ion binding; RNA polymerase II cis-regulatory region sequence-specific DNA binding; nuclear receptor activity. The transcript has 9 exons. NCBI's taxonomy places the organism in Eukaryota, Metazoa, Chordata, Mammalia, Rodentia, Cricetidae. Gene Ontology annotation, biological process: positive regulation of transcription by RNA polymerase II; lipid metabolic process; negative regulation of transcription by RNA polymerase II. Bases 163 to 1491 code for a protein of 442 amino acids.